AUGCCAGCGGGUCGCAGGAGCCCGUAUUCGGUUUGCACAUCGCGUGGGAACUGGGCGUUCGACUUCCGCAUCAAGAAGAAUGAGGGCGUGUGCGGUGUCUGUUGGUCGCCCAUCGAUGUUCCCAAGUCCAAGAAUGGUGGUCAGGGUGACGGGCCUCCAUGGCGCGAUGGGCCACGUCAUGGACGACCUGGGCAAGCUUUCGACACGUCGGCUCUCCUCGCGAUGCUAGCACCUUGCCCCGCCUUCAAGUCCGACCCCACGGCCGUCGAGAAGUUGCAGUCCCAGAAUUCUCAGUACCAGAAGAGUCUGGCCAAGCCGAAGGAACCGCGCGGAGAGGCCCAGCAGCUCUACCGCGCGAUGGAGCAGAAGCGCGCAGCUAUGGAGUCGGCAGCGGAGCGAGCCACGGAGCUUCAGCAGGCUCUGGAGCGUGCCAAUGCCGACGUCGCCAUCGCAUCUCAGCUGUUCCUGGAGGCGGAGUCCAAGCACAAGUCUGCUGUCAAGAGGCUUGCGCAGCAAGCCGAAGUUUCUACGCAGAAGGAAGGGCGCGCCACCGACGGCAAGCGCAUCCUCUCUGCCUUCGACGAGUCCCUCUUUUCGGACCUUUCGGACAUCGACGGCGAGGCGCAGGCGCAGCUCGCACAGAUCGAGGCUGACAUCAAGGCCAAGGUUGAGGAGGUUGCCAAGUUGCAGGCAACGGUCCUGGUGGCGGCGGCGAAGGCCAAGGAGAUCAGGGCUUCACCGCCCAAGCGUUCCAGGAUCGACGAAGAGGGUGCCGCAGCCGUGGGCACAGGGGCGCAGUCGGACGCCGAGGAGGCUGCCUCUCCGACCGAUGUUUCCCCACCGGCCGCUGAGCAGGCCGAGCCCACUGUGGAGGAGGCGGCAGUCAAAGAGCAAGUCAAGUCCGCGCUGGCCCAGGCAAGGAUAAAGGUCGAGGGCAAAGCUGCUGCUGGCCUCGGUCCUCGGCUUGCUGCUUCUAGUGGGGCCGCUGCUGCGAGGUCUCGCUCCCGAUCGGCAGCCGACCUGGCAAGUGUGCACUUCCAGUGCCAGUACGACCUCUUUAUCAUCGGCUUCCCAGGGUGCCUUAUCCCUGGGGAACCCUACAUCAUGCACUACGGCUGCGGCUGCUCUGGUGAAUGGCGUUGCAAAUGGUACCUCGACCUCGCCGAUUUCGAUUGCGGCGUUUGUCCUGGCUUGUGGCACACUAGAGUUGGCAAUUAUUUGGUGGUGGCGUGUUACCUUCUCCCCGGGCACAAGCUGAGAGGAGAUAAUGAGAAGACUCUAGUACGGUUGGCUGGCUUUCUGAAAUUGAUCAGAGAUCCUUGGAUUCUUGUUGGCGACUGGAAUGUUACCCCUGCUGAGUGGGACACCACCGAUUGGAUUGCGAAGCUCGGUGGACAGCUGAAGGUACCCAUUGACGGGCAGGUCACGUGCAACAGAGGUUCUGGCACCCUGAUCGACAAUGUGAUUGCGUCCACCAAAGUUGCGGAUGCGCUUCGUGUCAACAUUGUGCCACGCGUUCCAUGGAAGACGCAUGCAGGUCUCCCCAUUUCGUUGAAGGCGGGUAAAGUCAGUUGGUGGAUUCGCACGUUGUCGAUCGCCAGACCGCCGCCCACCGUUUCCAAACCUCGACGGCAGCCAGACCCCGACAGUAAGAGGCAGAAGAAGAUUACUGAGCCUAAGCAGAAGCGACGCGAGCAGUUAUCGGUGGCCCUUCAAGAUGCCUUCGACGAGCUAUACCCUGAGAAGGAUUUUCAUCCCAUCGACUCGACGCCUUUCGCCAUCCCGUUGGAUCUGCGGCGGGAAGUUCGUGCCCAGCCUUACGAAGGGCGGCCCGUGCAUCGUCCUCGUGUGGUGCAAGAUGCUGACCCUGUGGCUCGUGAUGCGCUCUCUGUCAUGUAUGGUGAGUGGAUUCAGGCUGUUGAGAACGCUACGAUGCUGCGCCGCGAUGUCCAUGAGGAAGAUCGUUCGGAGUUCUGUGGGAGAGCGAACGGAUACGAUUUCAGUUGGUCUCAGUCGCGAUCGACUCCUGGGCGGGCGCAUCUUCGAGACCAGCACUUGGAAUGGUGGGAGCUUUGUACCGCGCUUAUCCACAGGUACGUGCUGCUCCGCAGAGCUGGGAAGGCCCAGGAGUUGGAGUCGUGCGUCUGCAAGCUUGACGAGCUGCUUGAGUCCGCUUCUGCCAUUGACUUUCCGUUCGACAAGGAUCCUGAUUGUGAUUGGGCUGGUUGGUUUGGCGCUGUUUCCAACAUCACUGAUGCUGACGACCUUGAGCUCCAGUCGCUCAUGGAAGCCGCCGACAAGUAUCGAUCCAGAGCUGUCGGCCAAGCUCUCUCCAAGGCGCGUAGAGGGCAUCAGUCGUGGGUAUUGAAAAUGUGGAAGUCUUCCCCUGGAGUGUUACACCGUCAUGUGAAGGGAGACCUGAAGGUGAAGCCCGCGGAGCUCACACGAGGCAAUGAUAUCUACGCCACGCCCAACAACAUGAUGGACUUGCGGGCUGAUGAAUGGAGUGACGUCUGGAGUGAUCCCAAGGCCGAUCUGGACAAAGUUCGGGCAGGUUUCAUGCACUUAAG
This is a messenger RNA of Prorocentrum cordatum, 2570 nucleotides long. The record is from the annotation of a GenBank genome assembly. NCBI's taxonomy places the organism in Eukaryota, Dinophyceae, Prorocentrales, Prorocentraceae.